UUGUAUUAGACGUCUGCGAUUUGUCUAUUCGGUCCGGGUCCGUUUUUCCGUCGAGGGUUUUUUUUCUCUGUUUGAAUUGAACACUUGCUUCAAAAGUGGAUAGCAAAGGCUUAUCGGGAGCCCGAGUGUUAAGGAUUUUGUCGCGCCGCGAGUCCGGUUCCGCAAAGGAUAUUUUAGCUGGAGAAAAGUUUUCUCUAUUUCGGGGUUCUUUUUUUGUUUGGCUCUGAAUCUUUUUUGAGGUGAUGUGAGUGCAAGUUUUCGACAAGUGAUUUGGGUUGGGAAGUGUCCAGCUCCGGUGGGAAAAUUUUUCGAAUUUUUCUCCGUUGCCGUUCCUUUGUGGUUUCCUCCCAUCAUCCGGUUCGACUUGUCUGGCUGGAGCUGAUAGGAAGAUGAAGUCUCGGCUAGACAGGCAUCUUUAGUAGGACGAAGGACGGGACAACUGCCAGGGUGCGGGAUUCACCCCUGUAGUUAUGCACAUUCUCGAAUCCGGUUCCGUCGAAGGCACGCACACAUAGCCAGAAGGAAGAGGAGGAAUCGCAUGCGGUAAUCCUUGCGGAUGGAGAUUAUUCUUGUUGGACGCCUAGCCGUUCUCUAUCGGUAUUGGUGAGAGAAUUCCUGCUGCUCUGUUUUUGUUGAUGAUAUUAUACGAAUGGGUGGGUGUGCCCCGUUGUUCCUCCUCGGAUGAAACCGAGAGGACGAGAUGCAACCAGCCAGGAUGAUCUGAUCAAUAACAACCACCCCCGAACAACGAAAGGUUCAAUGAUAUCGAGCAGAAAGUGCUUUAAACAAUUUUAAGGGCUCUUCCCUCAAAACCGGAAAUUGUGUUCCCAAUGUGUACCAAAGAUGUGCUAAAUCGUUAGUCAACAUCCAAAGGAAGCUUUCUCCUAACGUAAUCAAUCCAAUCCCAACCAGUGUCAGAAAGGAAAGUGAUCCAGUGAAUCUGUGAAAGUGUGUGAUAAUUAAGAAACAACCCGACCCAGAAAAAAAAUCUGUAUCAGACGACACCUUGCCUCGUCUCAUCUGGCCGAAGAUGACAGAAAGAAAGUUUACCCGGGGGCUCAACAAGCCGGGCAUGGCCGCCCAGCUGAGGGAGAACAUCUCGCAGGUUGUACGUGAAUCUGCUUCACUUAGCAAACCGAUCCUAGUGGAACCAAUAGAUUUCGAAGGAUUUAUCAUCAAAAAUAAAACCCUCAUCCAGAAUGAUCCUCAGCGAGAACUUUUGCUGUACCCCAACGACGAUGUUACGGAAGUGGUUCAGCCGAAAAAAUUCCGUACUAUCACCAAUAACAUUCCCAGGUUCAACAUUGGAACCAGUUCCCCGCCUUCCAACAUCAACAGCACCAGUUCCAGCAAUGGUUCUCCGGAAGCCACCUGUAGCAGCCCCCCGACACAUGCGAAAUCUCCAUCAACCUCCGGAUCAUCGCAGCAGCAGGGACAUUUGCUAACCCGGCAAGCCUUGCACACCUACGAAUCUCCCAACUAUCUGAUCCACUACAAGUACAGCGCCUACGGGGGAACCUGUAAUGAUUUGCCAAAGAAAUCCUCUUCCGACGAGCUGAAGGAGGAGCUGUACGAAGUGGACAUCGACCAUGAUCGGUUGGAUGAACAAAUGACCCGAUCCCAGGCCGAUACGAUCACCAAACAGGGCUACCUGUUGAAAGGUCCGGACACCAACUCGGACCGGAUGUUUGCCCAUAUCGGUUCGAAAUCCUUCAAGCGUCGAUAUUGCUCACUACGGCAGGAAAUCGACGGAACCUACAUGUUGGAGCUGUACAAGGACGAGAAGCAGAUCGAAGCCAAGACCACCAUAGUGAUGGAUUUCUGCAGCGAAGUGCUGCCAAAUCCGAAGAAAGGUAGGUUCUGUUUCGAGCUUAAAAUGACUGCCGGUCAGCACAAAUCAUUCACACUGGCCGCCGAUGAUGAGGCCGAUAUGGAAGAUUGGCUAAAAAAGAUAUCAUCGGUGAUAGCUCAAAACAAGCUGCAAGAUGAUAAGAGGGCAGCUUCGCUUGAACGAGCCCCACCGGCUAGUCCGAAUCCAUCGAAUGCCUCUAUCAGUAGCACGGCCAGCUCAGCCGUUUCCACCAUGAUGUAUGGCACUCUCAAGGGUCUGGAUCAGAGUAUGAAUCCGCAGCUCAUACGGUACGGUCGAGAAACGGAUAUGUCCAUAGCGCAAGCCCGGAAGGAGAACCGCCGAAGACUGUUUGGUGCGUAUCAGCAGCAGCUGCAGCAAAAUAUCGCGGGUGGGAAACCGACUGCCGGGAAAAUCGAAAACGUGGAACCAUAUCGGGAACAGUUCGGUCAACGAAUUCUAUUCAAAUGUGAUCUGCUCAAGUUUCGUCUACAGGCUCCGUUAGGCGACGCGUCAAUGAACGGGGACAGCGAGAUGCCAAUGUGUCAGCUCGAACCCUACUUCACCAGUGUUGCGCUGUACGAUGCCAAAAAUGGAAGGAAAUUGACGGAAAGUUUUCACUUCGACCUGAACAAGGACCACGUUCGUGAUAUGAUGAACGCCAGCUGUGAUCCGGAGAAACCUCAAUGCACCUCACCGAAACCAACUGCCAAAGCCAACGGCCAUAGCCAUCAGAAUGGUAAUGGGACCACCACUAGGCACACCCCCAAAAUGCGCUGUGAUUCGAUUGAUGAAAGUUCUUAUGCGGAAGUUAGUCAGGAAUGGCUCGCAAGGGCUAGGAAUGCCAUUUUUAGCGUCACGACACCCCAUUCGGACAUUUUUGUAGUGGUGAAGAUCGACAAGAUCUUGCAGGGCGCGUUGAAUCCUUCGACGGAACCAUAUUUGAAGGCUAAUAAGGAUGUUAAAAUACUGUCGAAGUUGCAAAAGCAGAUCAAACAGUACUCGCAAAAGUGUGGCCACUACAGGAUGCCCUUUGCUUGGGCAGCUCGGCCGUUGUUCCGAUUGUACAGCCAAGAGCUCGAUACAUCGUCGGAUUUUCCUGCCAUCUACCGGCAGGAUGGUGCUAAGCUGAAGGACGAUGAACUGUUAAAGCUGCUGGCCGAAUACCGGAAACCGGAUAAGUUUAGCAAACUGACUGUUAUACCUGGUUCGUUGAGGAUAUUUAUCGAAGUUUUGAACGGUCUUCCACCGAAUUGUCUAACCCCGGCCCUAAUUCCGCUGAAACCCUUUCCCUCGCCACCGACUGCCGAUCCCACCGUUGAGAUUACGGAAUUUGUGGCCAGUUCGGAACAACAUCUCUAUCCACAUGUGACCUUUGUCAAUCACCUGUAUGUUUAUCCGAUUCAUCUCAGCUACGACAGCCAGAAGAUUUUCUCCCGAGCCCGGAACAUUGCCGUCGUCGUGGAACUACGGGAUAGUGACACCGCUGAGGCCAAAUCAAUCGAGUGCAUCUACGGUCGUCCCGGUCAACCGACGCUGGUAUCGCAGCUUUCGUGUCCGGUGCUGCAUCAUAACAGUAGCCCCACCUGGUACGAGGAGAUCAAACUGCGGCUACCGCUACGAAUAACUUCGCAGCAUCAUCUGCUGUUUUCGUUCUUCCACGUGUCCUGUAACAUCGCCAAAAAGAAGGACCUGGUAUCGACCAGUGCUGAAACGCCAGUGGGCUACGCUUGGCUCCCGCUGCUGAUCAAAGGUAAACUGAACAUCGACGAGCAGUGUCUGGCGGUGGCCGCGUCGCUUCCGGUUGGGUAUCUGUCCAUCCAGCCUCUUGGAUUAGGGAAGGGGCAGAACUCCGGUCCCGAAAUUCAGUGGAUCGACAAUCAGCGGCCGAUCUUCACCAUAAACUUCCGGCUCGAUUCAACCGUACUGACCACGGAUCAGCACCUGCAUAAUUUGUUCGUCCAUGCCGAGCGUCUUCUAGAACAACCCAAACCUGUCGCAUUGCCAGCCGAAUCGGAGACAUGCAAAAUUUUGAAAGCGGCCCAUGCCAUUCAGAGCAAUUCGUUGAUUGCCUUCUUGCCGACGAUUCUGAAUCAGUUGUUUAACUUGUUGGUAGCAACAAGUAGUGAAGAGAUCGGUCUCAACAUCAUCCGUUUACUAGUCAACUUGAUCUACAUGAUUGCCGAAGAAGCUAAGCGGAAGGAACUGCUUCUGGCUUACGUGAAGUACGUAUUCCGUAUUGAGGGGUUUCCCGUUAAUGGCUGUUCGCCGACUUCGCAACACGUUAGCACCGUACAUGGUGAACUGUGCCGACAUCUGCCUACGCUUCUGCAUCCAAACAACACCGACUUCUUGUUGAUCAACAAGUUCAUGAAGUUUUCGGGAGUCUUCUUCGACAUCAUCAUAAAGAGUAUGGGACAGUUCCUGUUGUCAACUGGCCGAAUCAAAAUGCAACGGAACGAAAGGUUUCCGAAAGAAUUCGCUACACGCAUUGAGUCUCUGUUCCAGGUGUUGCUGCCGUAUCUGAACUCCCGGCACCAGAAAGAGAUUGGCCAGGAAACCGAACAGCUGAACCAAAGUCUUGCCGUAUUUGUGAAACGGUGUCUCUCGUUUAUGGAUCGUGGUUUUGUAUUCAAGCUGAUUCGGCUUUAUAUGGAUCGCUGGGGGCCAGGGGACUCUCGUAUUCUACAGGAAUACAAGUUUGCCUUUAUCAAAGAGAUUUGUUCCCACGAGCAUUACAUUCCCUUGAAUUUGCCAUUUCUGUUGAGUCCAAACAACAGACCACCGGAUUUGCUGCAGCAGUUUUGUUUAUCGGAAGAAUUUUGCAGACAACACUUCCUAGCUGGGCUGCUGCUGCAGGAAGUUAAGAGUUCUUUGAACGAGAUAAGCCAUACCCGGAAGGUAGGUCUGACGAUCAUGAAGGACCUGUUAGCGAAACACGACCUUGACGAUCGGUACCAAAACAAGGGCCAGCUGAGCAGAAUUGCCCUGUUGUACGUACCCUGGUUGGGUAUUGUCCUGGAAAAUUUGAACCGAAUAGCCGAUGGUAUGGAAAAGAAGAAGCACGAUUCGAUCGGCACCAACAGAAUGUCCUGUAGCAGUAGCUAUGUUUUCGCAAGGGACACAACUCCGACAAUUCAACCUUCAUCAAAUGUAACCUCAAACACCAGCACACCCAAAUCCCGAAGCAACAGAGUCACGCUACACUUGGGCGAUUGUCCUAGCCCCUUGAGAUCAUCGUUACAUCUGAAAGAUAACAGUUUUCUUGCCACCAUAGCCGGUCAGAUGUCGCUUUCGAAUGGACAUUCAACGGCAUCGCUCAAUUCGGAAUGCUCAACGUUGUCCCAGGAUGGCACCGUCGUGAUUCGUCAAAAUGGCAGCCAAAGCGAUUUGAACCUCACCGGUCGACCUAGUCAUGCACGAUCUGUCAGUGUGACUCAGCCAACAAUCAUCCAAAGAACCGAUCGGUUUACCGCAUCGGAAACCAAAGAUAUGCUCAUUAGCUUCCUGUUUGUUGUGAAGCAUCUAUCGCCGGAUCAUUUGAGCGCCUGGUGGCACAACUGUACCGAAAGUGAGACGGUACAGUUCUUCACGGUCUUGGACCUAUGCUUGGUGUAUUUCAGAUACGUUGGUAAAAAGAACAUUCAGGUACCGAUGGAAACCGGUAAAGAUACUCGAAGCGUUAAGUCCAUCAAAGCUAGCACGCUUCCAGCUAGGAUGGUUCCUCCCAAUAGCGAAUCAGCCAAUUCUUUCGAAUCGGGUACACUAAACCAUCCAGGCAGCAGACUCAAUCUAGAGGACGAAACAACCCGGACUCAACGAGCUCUUUACGAAUCGAAUCUAGCCACCGAGAUCGGACUAACGAUCCUGGACUGCAUGGGACUGUAUUCGAUACAAUUUCGAAACUCUCUGCUCGAAAGUUCCGUUCUACCAAAGCUAGCAAGAGUAUACUUGCGGUUUCUCCAGCUAGGACAAUCGGAAACCUUGUCGAAGCACGUUUUUGCUUCACUCCGGGCGUUUAUCAACAACUUUUCGUUAGCUCUGUUCAAGGGGAAUGCCAUACUUUGCGGACAACUUGUCUACGAACUGCUCAAGUGCUGUGAUAGCCGACUUUCCAACCUCAGGCAGGAAGCUUGUGCUGUGUUGUAUCUGCUGAUGCGAAGUAACUUCGAGUUCAGCAACCGGAAGGGUUUAACCAGAGUCCAUUUGCAGGUGAUCAUUUCCGUAUCGCAGAUGAUCGGGAACGUGAUUGGGUUGAACAAUGCAAGGUUUCAGGAAUCGUUAUCGAUUAUCAACAGCUAUGCCGGCAGCGAUAAAGCCAUGAAGGGAACCGGAUUCCCAAUGGAGGUCAAGGAUUUGACAAGAAGAGUUCGAACGGUAUUGAUGGCAACGGCUCAGAUGCAAGCGCAUCACAUGGAUCCCGAACGACUACUGGAGCUGCAACAUUCUUUAGCGAAUUCGUACGCAUCGACUCCGGAACUACGCCACACAUGGUUGGUCACGAUGGCUCGCAACCACGAACAGAACGGUAACAUUUCGGAAGCAGCCUGCUGCUAUCUUCACAUUGCGGCCCUCAUUUCCGAAUACCUUAAGCUGAAGGGGUGCUGUCCGGUGGCUUCAGGGGCCGAAGCUUUUGCAAAGAUCUCCCGGAAUAUACCGCGCGAUGAAAAGGGUCUCAAGCUGGACAGUGGUGCACAGGACUCGCAGUACACUGAACAGUUGCUGCUGGAUCAGCUUAAGGAGUGUGCCGAGUAUUUGGAUCGUGCUGAGAGACACGAGUGCUUAGGGGAGCUGUAUCGAUUGAUAAUUCCAAUAGUGGAGAGUCGUCGAGACUAUCCAGGCCUUGUGCAAUGCUACGAACAUCUUACCCAGUCGUACAAUCGGGUAAUUGAGUUCAACAAAACUGGUCGACGUCUGUUGGGGCGGUUCUAUCGAGUUGCCUAUUACGGUCAGAUCUACUUCGAGGAAGAGCAUGGUGUCGAUUUUGUCUACAAAGAACCGAAGAUAACAUCGUUGAGCGAGAUUUCGGAGCGACUUCACAAACAGUACCGAGACAAGUUCGGUAGCGACCAUGUGAAGAUGAUUAUGGAUUCUUGCCCGGUGGACAUCGCCUCGUUGGACCCCAAGAUCGCCUACAUCCAGGUUACGCAUGUGACCCCGUAUUUCUGCAAGGACGAGCUGGAAAUACGCCAAACCGAGUUCGAACAGAACCACGACGUCGAUACGUUCAUGUACGAGACACCCUUCACCCCGGGUGGUUGCGCUCGCGGUGCCGUCGAGGACCAGUGGAAACGAAGAACCAUCUUGACGACUCAAUACAGCUUCCCGUACGUGUUGAAGCGGAUUCCGGUGAAGGAGCGGCAAACGAUGGAACUGAGCCCCAUCGAGGUGGCCAUCGAUGAGAUGCAGAACAAAACGGCCGAACUGGAGGAAGUGGUUCUGGGACCAAUCGAUCUGAAAAAGCUCCAGCUAAGGCUACAGGGUAGUGUGGCCGUUACGGUUAAUGCUGGACCGCUGGCUUACGCAUCGGCUUUCCUGGAUCCCAAGGUAGUCGGCAAAUAUCCCGCCGAUCGAGUUGAGGAUCUGAAGGAGGUGUUCCGUGAUUUCACUCGCAUUUGCUACACGGCGUUGCAGAUCAACGCGAACGUUAUCUCGGCGGAUCAACGGGAAUACCACUGUGUUCUGAAGGAAAACUAUGAGAGCCUGUGCCAGGCGCUGGGAGAUCUCUUGGGCGAGUUCCUGUACCCGCUGGACGAUAGCAAUAAUAACGCACAUCGGCACAGUCUAGCCUUGUUCAGUGCCAUUAGCGGAGCGCCGAACAAUUCGAGCACCGCUUAGGAAGUUUUUCACUGAAGACUCAUUCUUUCUUUGGAGAGGAUUUAAAAAACAAAGUUACAAAUAACGCACAGUUUUAUAAACGUUUUACAAUAGUCAAACAAUCAAAAUAAACUGAAAACGGUUGGCAUCUUCUCAUUUGGUUCCAAUUUUCGAGAGGUUUCUUCUAAAAAAAGGAGAAUCUUUCUCUUAUUUCAGCUUUUCAGAAUCGCUGCUGUAAAAUAAUUUAUUCGGAAAUGUAUUAUCGUAUUGUUGGCUGUCGGCUCAGGCCGCACAUGUUUUAGGUGUAAACAUUCAUGUACAAUUGCAUACAAUUGUUAUAAUCGCAACUACAAAAAAGCCAGUAAAAAUCUUACUCUACGAAAUUUCGAGCAGUUCGAGCAGACCGUCACCCAGUUGGCGAUCCUGCCGAGACUUGCUAAGUAAAAUUUCAAAUUGGAACUUACCUCGCAUAACUUAGUUUCAGUUUAUCUUGGUGUCCCCGCCUGUCGUCGGAGGACUCGUUGUGUAUAUUCUCCAUAUUUGUUCAUUAUUUCUUCUGCUUUCUGUGAAUAUCAAGAAGCAGCUUCUUUGUUCCGGAAUGUGACCGGUGUUGAGAAACACCUCAAAAUCUCAUUUAGUUAGUAAUAAUACUGUAGAAAUUAUAGCUUAGAUAUCCACGAACGCUACGAUGCUGCUCAAAUCUUUCCAUUACCUAACCAGUUACUGUCUACCGAUAGCUCAAGCCACAAACUAUUCUAGUGUGUCUCAAUAAAAUUUGACAAAAGCCUACAGAUAAAAAUCUCUACUCAAGACUGCAACCGAACAUGAAACUGUUUCAAAUUACACUUUACAGUAAGAUUUCAAUAGAGCAUGUGUUUGUUCGAUGUUAUCCCUCAUAGUGUAGUGUCAUUUAGUUUAAGUAAAUUGAAAAACAACACCAAGACGCAACAAAAAAAAAAGGUGAUGACUACUCUUAUAGCUAAGAAAACUGUCUAUAUGCUGACUUUAUAUGUUCAAUAAAAUUUAAACAAAUAAACUAAGAACAACAUCCACAAAACAUUUCACACUAGUCAUAUUCUAGCUGAGUUUAAGUCACAAUCUAUUCAUUUUUCCGAUGUCUUCUUGUAAAAAGUUCAGUUGUUAUUACGCAUAAAGUAGUGUUAGGAUCCUUAGAACCCUUUAAAAUCAUUAAAUCUGUUGUUAAUUAAUUAGUUAAGCUAAAAAGAUUCUUUAAAACCCUUUUCGAAAAGAAAUGUUUUCAUAUAGCAUUAAAAUCACCGAAGGUGGAUAAUUUUUCUUGUUAUGACUAUUUAUGACACACAUAUUUUAGUCUUUCUUGAACAUCACACCGAAUCUGUCACUCAAAGUACGAUUAAAUAAACUGUAAUCUCAAACUCUUAGAAAAAAAAAUCAUCACGCAAACUGAUACAUCACUUUCCGCACCAGGAAUUUUUUCGUUACCCGAAUCUAAAAAGAAAAUCUCACUAAAGCAAAGAACCAUCACCAUUACUUUUUCUAAAUAUUCUUAACACUAAACCACAACCUACUCAAGGAAUGAAUUAUGAAAAAUAGGAAAACUAAAACCAGCACCGGGUUCCACCUUUUGUGGGAGAACCGUUCUUUUUUCGAAAGCAACAUUUUUUUAUCGAAACAAAAAAACAUACACCACAUACUCCAAUCGAUGAUAUAAAAAAACCAUAAAAGCAUACCUAUACAUAUGUUACGACGAUGUUGCCUCAGUAAAACGUAGGAUGUUUGAAGAAAAAAAAAAACGCAACAUGCAUGCAUGCAAAUCUACUUAGCCCCCAAAAAUAAACGCAUCAAAUGAUUCCCCCAAUCUUACUGUGUAACUCUGUGUUAUUGUUGUGGGGACGCCCGCAACUACUCUUAUCGAUUAAAUAAUGUAGUCAAAUAAAUAAUAUUAAUAAACAUGAAA
Molecule: messenger RNA, 9602 nt
Organism: Uranotaenia lowii
Lineage: Eukaryota; Metazoa; Arthropoda; Insecta; Diptera; Culicidae
Gene: Ziz
Product: dedicator of cytokinesis protein 9
Exons: 12
Coding region: 1031-7687 (2218 amino acids)
Biological process (GO): positive regulation of GTPase activity; small GTPase-mediated signal transduction
Molecular function (GO): guanyl-nucleotide exchange factor activity
Source: RefSeq, a predicted model, not a curated record